UUUACAAGAACAUUGCCGGGAAAAUUAACAAAUUUACAGAGAAAAGUGUGGGAGAAUUCAUGGCAAACUGGCUCAGUCUCCACCUCCUCGUGGCGAUUCUCACUAUCACCAUGGCCACCCUUGCCGCCACCUCAACCGCAAAGUCACCUCAGCCCCCGCCGGCGGCGGGGAUAUGGGACGAGAUCAUCAAGAACAUAACCGACGUCCUGACCAACGCCGGCGACUUCGGAAUUUGGGCCGAUCUCCUCUCUGCCGCUGCUUCAUCAAACCUGCCGCUCAGCGCCACCCUUUUCGUCCCGAGUGACGACGCCCUCUCCCAUCUCGCCACCAUCAUCAGCUUCGACCCCUUCAUCAUCCCCUACCACAUCGUCCCUCAACGCCUCUCCUUCUCCGAUCUCCAACUCUUCCAAACCCGCGCCCGAAUCCCAACUCUCCUUCCCUCCAACUCCAUUCUCAUCACCAACAACUCUCGCUUCAACUUCACCAUCGACGCCUCGCCCAUCACCCGCCCCGACCUCUACGCCAACUCCGACGUCUGCGUCCACGGCCUCAAGACCAUCCUCGACUACUCCAUUUAUGGCGCUGAAUCAAACUUCUUCGCCCCGCCACCGCCGUCGGCCCCCGAAACUGUGGCGCCGCCAUCUGGAGAAGAUGAUGCCAUGGGGUGGAGGUUGUCGAAUGCUCCGGCGGGGUGCCUGUGUGCCGAGUUUCCGAUAAUGGUCGCUUUCUUGAUUGUUCGUGCUGCCUUUUCGUUCAAGAUUCUUGGGUUUCUUGGUGCAUGUAGAUAGGGUUUGCAUGGAGUUGGU
Molecule: messenger RNA, 806 nt
Organism: Diospyros lotus (date-plum)
Lineage: Eukaryota; Viridiplantae; Streptophyta; Magnoliopsida; Ericales; Ebenaceae
Product: FAS1 domain-containing protein SELMODRAFT_448915-like
Exons: 1
Coding region: 60-788 (242 amino acids)
Source: RefSeq, a predicted model, not a curated record